AUGUCGGAAGUGCUGACUACGGAAGCCGAGUGGAGACAGAAGUGCCCACUACAGAAUGAGAACGCGAAGCGCCGCCCUCUUUUCCUGAGGACAGUAAAUAAUUCUAGGUCGGCCUAUGCCUGUGUCUUCUUUUCGUCUAUGUUCUUCAAAAACUAUUCCUAUAAAAAUGCAACUGAACUGAGCCUGAAUGGGGACACUGUUCAACUCGCAUGUAAAUUAAUAAUAAAAGCGAUCCUGCCUUUAUUUCGAUGCUUACACACACUGGAAAGAAAUGUAGAAAAGUGCAACAUUUAUACAGACUUUAACAAUUGCCGUAUUGUUUUUAAGCUAUUCUGCAAACACGGUGUCGUGAAAACACACAGCUUAGCUUUCCAGGAAUGUGAACCUCUGCAAGCGGUAUUUGCAAAACAUUUGUGCACCAAUGUACUGAAAGUCCAGUCAAGGCAGCUGUCAGACAUGCUGAUCCACUUUCCAGCUUACCAAGAUGAAAUAACUGUAGCUGUGACGCCAGUGAAAGUUUGCUUCAAGACUUAUGCAGAGGAUGAAAUGGAAGUUACAAAGGCAGCGCAUAUAGAAAUUCAUCUCAGUCCUGAAGAAUUUGAGUAUUUUCAGGUUGGAGUAGAUUCUGAAGUCACCUUUUGCCUUAAAGAGCUAAGGGGUCUUCUGAUGUUUGCAGAAGCUAUCAAUGCCCCAGUCUCCAUUCAUUUCGAUGUUUCUGGAAAGCCCGUUGCCUUCAGCAUUGAGGAUAUGGUAAUAGAAGCCACGUUCGUUUUGGCCACUUUAUCUGAUACUGAAAGCUGGACAACUGCUUGUAAACCAACAUGCCUUGCAGAAGGCCAAAACAGGAGCCCUGCGUUAGAGAGAAAUAAUCAAGGCAUCGUCAGUUGCAGCAGAAGCACAUCCCCAGUUCCAUCCGAGGGUUUUUCCCCAGGAGUGGAGCAGUUACCACCUGAUCCCAGCUAUAAUAAGUUUCAGUCCUUGUUCUUUGGAGCAGUUUCUCCUAAUGAGCCAAGUGGUGCUAAUUUACUUCACAGUUUGGCAACAAUAAGUGAUGCAGAAGAGGACUGUGGCAAUGGGCAACUCUCUCCAAUGUUUUAAGGGUAGAAAAUGCCUGUGGGCAGAGUGCAAUUGAAUUUCAUCAAGAAGCGGCCCCAUGUUUGGCAUGCAGGAAAAUGGAACUUUUAUUUUGGGUGCUUGCAUUGAACAGAUGGAUGCUGUCAGUUUGUUUUCCCAACAGUUACUAGUUUUUUGACAAAUGUUAUCUCCAACCUAUCAAGAAUGUAAUCCCCCCCCCCAGAAUUCUUUAUUCAGAGGUGGCUGAAUACAUUUGAUUAAAAAGCAAGCCGUUUUU
Molecule: messenger RNA, 1351 nt
Organism: Candoia aspera
Lineage: Eukaryota; Metazoa; Chordata; Lepidosauria; Squamata; Candoiidae
Gene: RAD9B
Product: RAD9 checkpoint clamp component B
Exons: 10
Coding region: 1-1098 (365 amino acids)
Biological process (GO): cellular response to ionizing radiation; mitotic intra-S DNA damage checkpoint signaling; DNA repair
Cellular component (GO): checkpoint clamp complex
Source: RefSeq, a predicted model, not a curated record